This is a messenger RNA of Ilex paraguariensis (yerba mate), 267 nucleotides long. NCBI's taxonomy places the organism in Eukaryota, Viridiplantae, Streptophyta, Magnoliopsida, Aquifoliales, Aquifoliaceae. The record is from the annotation of a GenBank genome assembly.
AUGGGCAAAAGGAAGAUCUUUGUCCAGCGAACCAUGCCAACACCGUUGCGUGAGGGUGUUGAACAAGAGAUGGAAGUUGAGGACAUUUUGUCGGUGCCGACAGACAACAAUGUACUGAAAGAUUCACAGGAAGUGAUUAUUGUUCCAAACACUCCCAAUGAUUGGGAUAUUUUAGAAGCUACUAUGGUGGCUCAGGGUGAUAGUUUGGUGGAGGCUCCAUUUUUUGUUUUGCAAUCAAAAUUCCAAAGAAAACGGUGGAAACACUAA